AUGAUAUACCCAGGUUUACUAUAUCAAGUGAAAGCUGCAGUACGACAAAAUGUGACAACAACAACAUCACCGCGUACAGUGAUACCAACAAUGGUGUCGAAUUGUGCGAACUGUGGUGAAGCGAUUGAUGAAUUAGCGAAAAUUCGACUGGAGCAAAUAAAGCGUGAAAUUCUGGAAAAGCUUGGUCUCGAUGAACCACCACAAAUACGACCAUCCGAUAAUCUUCUACCAUCGAUGCCACAAAUUGCUAAAUAUCUAAGGAAUCAAAUAAAGGAAAAAGAAGAAAACGAUAAUGGUGGUAAGCAUCAUUUAUCAUCUUCGUUUCUUGUCGACGAACCCAGCUAUCAUAUUGAAAAUAAUAAAUUGGAGCGUACAAUUAUUAUUGCUGAACCUGCGCCCGUGAUCUAUAAUAAUAACCAGAAUUCACCUGUCGCCUAUUUUAAAUUUUCUUCUGAAAUAACGUCAAAAUUAUUGCAAUCUGCAUUGUUAAAUGUCUAUUUAAAAAAGCCAUCAAGAUUAAAUUCAUCACACGACAAUCGCCGAGCUACUAGCACCGAUUCUAAUAGAAUCACUGUUGGUAGUGAAAGUAUUGAUGCUGCUGCUGGUGGUGGUGAUGGCAGUUUUGAUGAUGAUGAUGAGGACGGCGACAGUUACGCUGAUGAUGACGACGAUGAUAAUGCGGGAGAUAAUCUUAUUAAUAAGCACCGCCAUCGUUAUACCACUGUACAAAUCAUAGUCAAAGAAGUACUUAAAAAUGGAAAGGAGGAAGCUAUUUGA
Molecule: messenger RNA, 777 nt
Organism: Dracunculus medinensis (Guinea worm)
Lineage: Eukaryota; Metazoa; Nematoda; Chromadorea; Rhabditida; Dracunculidae
Source: the annotation of a GenBank genome assembly